AUGUGUAUAAAGAUCAACCUAGAGGCAGAGCAAGUUGGAGAAGCGAAAGAGAGAUCUUCAGAGCCGUCUAACCGUGUUCCGAAUCACGCUCAAUAUCCCCAGGUAGUCAGUGGAAAUCCUCAACUCGGCAGCUCUUCCACCACUCAGAAAUCGACCAUGUCCUCUACCAUCCCACAAAUUCCCACCGAAACCUCAACUAGCGCAGCCACAAAGAACCACCCAUUUGACGGAGAUCUGAUUAAAUGGACCAUCCAAGACAAGGAUUUCGAAUCAGCCUCGGCUUUGCGGACAAUAAUCCAUGACCUGGAGAGAAUGACUGAGGUUUGUAACUUAAAGUUGCAACGUCUGGAGGCGGCCAACUUGGAAUUUUGGGAACGACAAGCUAUAGAACUGGGGGUUAGUGUGCAGGCCAAGACAGAGCACCUGACGGCUUCUUCAACGGAUAAACCGUUACUGAAAAGAAAAGCCUCACCAGCACAUAACAUGACAGCUAAGGAUCCGAAAAAGGCCCGAGUCCAGCCGGCGGAAAUAGCUCGUCAGUAUGUCGUGAGGCUCCCAAAGACCUAG
Molecule: messenger RNA, 567 nt
Organism: Aspergillus pseudotamarii
Lineage: Eukaryota; Fungi; Ascomycota; Eurotiomycetes; Eurotiales; Aspergillaceae
Exons: 2
Coding region: 1-567 (188 amino acids)
Source: RefSeq, a predicted model, not a curated record